AGAGUCUCAAAGGAAAUCUUGCUUUUAAAUUGCAGUUAAAACUAGACACUGGUGCAGCCAAGCAGAUAAAGGUACAAUUUGUAGGUCGUAUCAGUUACACAAGUAACGAAGGAAGACAAUUACAUAACUUGUGCCUUUCCAGGCCUCAAACUCACGGAUUACGACAUCUGAUCACCUAGCCCAGAAAGUAUCCGUAGCUCCUACCACCACACCACCUCACAAAAGAUGGCGGACACGUACGUAAUGCUCGCAGGGAAGGUUAUGUGUAAGGCGACUUUCACUCGUUUUCACUUUGGCAGAAUAUGAAGGAGCAAUUCAUCAAAAGAAUUUUCCAUUGUGACAAAUUUAUGAUCGGCUAUGGAACAUAACGUUAUCAACUGAACAAGUUGCAGCCUUACAAGAUGGCCGCCGUUAUAGUUACAGACGAUAUCAUGCGGUAUACUGUGGAGAUUGGUGACGUCACCAGAAUUGAGGACUGGGUUUAUGCUAAGGUAGACCUUUCUAAAUGGAGAGACAUAUCCGGCAACAACUUUUACCAUCUCUGCGUCUUGUGCGGGAAGCCAUCUGUACUUGAAAAGAUUGACCAGACUUUCCCACAGUAUCGUUGUCUUGUUAAACAAGAGAACGGGAAUGGAAUGACUCCGUUGCUGAUGUGUUGCAAAUCUGGGCCCUACAUCGACUCGGCAACAACGCUGGCUACCAUUGAUCUCCUGCUGCGAUUAGACGGGCAACCGACGAUGCAAACAUUCAGCAAAUGUAUAUCAGUUGCCAAGGAACACAACGACAUUCGUGUAUAUUUACGAUGGAGGAAGGGAAGCCCAUCCGGACUACCCAAUUUCAUCAAAAAGGAAAAUAAUGAUAUCAUAUUGAAAUACAUCAACGUUGUGGAGACGGUGGACAAAGGCAAGACAAAACGCUACCAGAAGUGCAUGCUAGAACGGCAAGGAGUGUUUGAGCACAUCAGGAUAUUUUACGUUGGACCAGAAGGAGUAGGCAAGUCUACUCUAUGCAGACGUAUGACAAAUCGUUCUACUCAGAAUAUCAGAAGUACCGAUCUGAUGGAUUCAUCAAUGAACCGCCUCGCCGUCAAUUUAAGAACUUGCCAACGGCGGGAAAUACAUGAAGAUACGGCGUACCAGUUAUCGAUAGAAAAGAUCAGGAAGGAAAUUCACCAUUCCGAUCAGAAAUUGCACCCUCCAGUAGGUGUGACCUCACCAACCACAUCAAAACCUCCAACAAGACCAAACGACGGUGAACGAUUGGACACGUUGUCAAAUGAAGUGAAAGAAAAUGAUGUUCCAAAGCACACAUUAGAUCGCCAAAAAUCGUCCUUCAAAUUCCCUCUUGGUAGUUAUGGGCAACAGAGUGAGCGAGAGAAAAAAUUGAUUUACAAUGCUGCCGAAAUCAACUUUGCCGGAGAUUUGCAGAAAUCGACAGACGAAGAGGCGUACAUUUCGCUGUGGGAUUUUGCAGGAGAAGAGCUGUACAUGAAUACAAACCACCUAUUCCUGACCGGGGACGCUGUGUUUUUACUGCUCUUCAAUAUUGUUCAAUGUAUCAACGAUUCUCGUCACAUAAAACGACUCCAUAUGUGGCUGAAAUCGAUCGACGCAUUAUCUGAGGAUCGUAGCUCACCCACCUUGCAGGCCCCACCCAUAGUGCUUAUAGGAACACACCUGGAUCAGCUCCCUGGAUCGGACUCGGAGAAAACGCUCCAAGCUGAAUCAUUCUACUCUGAUAUCGUGACCAGACAUCCCGUUAUGGCGGCCAUCGCCGAACGUCACAUUGUUACGUUCUUCCCAUUAGACAACCUGAAGGAUGACAACCCUAUGUACGAAAUGUUAUGGUAUGCCAUUGUGAAAGCAGCACAACAUCAGUCCCAUUGGAAAUGCCCUGUUCCCAUGGUAUGGCUUGCUUUGGAACGAGAUAUAAUGCUGGCUAAAGGCAAGAGGGUGCGGGUCAUGACACUGGAUGAAGUAAUUGAGAAAGUCAAAGGGCUUGAAGUUGAAGUAAAAGAAGGGGAAUUCGGUGUAGAGGAAUGUUUAAGAUAUCUGCACCGGACAGGAAUCAUACUUUGCUUCGGGACCGACAGUCCGGAUAGUAAAAUAAUAACAGAUCCUCAAUGGCUUGCUAGGGGAUUUAGGGCCAUCAUCACCGCUCGCAAUUUCAUGCCGGACAUUCCAGAACACUCUGAGGUGAUGGAUCAUUAUUACAAGACAGGCGAGAUAACUCUUGCUCUGAUCAAAUUGCUUUGGGGAAAAGAAAAAGAAGAUGGCUUCCUACAGCAUGAACCCGUGCUUAUUGCAUACAUGGUUCGCCUCGGUCUGCUCACACCACCACUCUCUGAAGGAGGAAUAGACAUCGACGAAGUCUUUUUCGUGCCAUCUAUCCUCCCUGAAGCUGAACCAGAAAAAAUACAGCAUCUCAUAGAAAAUACGUACACACAAAGGAGUGCAACGUUGUGCUUUGUUUUUAUAAAUGUCUUCGUUUCGUCACCAGUUUAUGACAAAGUCAUGGCAUUCUGCAUUCACAAUUUCGGCAAAGCUGAUUUGACAUUCAUGGAGCAGGGAUACUGUCUCCAAAGAGGUCUUGGAUGUUUUCGUCUGAAUAGACGAAGAAACAUGGUUCUACAUUGCCAGGACUCAAUCAUCAAACUAACAAUGUUCUCUUCAACAUCAGAUGAUGCAUUGGAAGCAGGUGAAGGGUUUCACCUGAAAAAUGUACUGACAGCGAUGUUAAAAACAGUUCUGGUCACUAAUCAGCAGGGACACCUUGUGAAAGAGUUCGACCUUUUUCUAGACAAAUCAUAUCGUGUCACUAACGACGGCAAAUACGUGAGGGAGUCAGACCUCGCACAAUCGUCUGAACCGUUGGACUGUUCCGGUCCAGCCAACAGCAAAACUGUCUGCAAGUCCGAUUGGGAUGUUUGGUUUGUUGAUCCAUCUUUGAGAGCUGAUGUUAUGGAAUCAGCAACGGUAAGCCCUUUCAACACAGUCAAGCGAUUUACAUCCAAGCAAAUGAGCCGAAUUGCAAAAUAUAUUGGCUCAAGUUACUGCCUCCUCUUCACUGAGCUCGGAAUGAAACUGCAUGAAAUGGAACAGGUACGGGAGAGCUACUCCAGUGAAUGCUUCAGAACAUUCAUUACCCAACUUCUGUGUAAAUGGCAGAAUGGAUUACCUCCCAAGUCGUCCAUCCAGAGCAUCUACACAGCACUUUCAGCUAACCAUGUAGAAACAAGCCUUCUCUCUACCGAACUGCAGAGUGACAUAGCGUCAAUGGAUCCUUCCGAUGAAGACGCUUGCAGAGUUCCGAAUGAGAACGACAUAGACUGUAUUGCUCUCCGGCUGAACAAGUCAUACGUUAUUUUCUUUUUGGAACUUGGUAUGGAGAUUGCAGAGGUUGAUCAAGCAAUGCUUGAUUGCAAAAAUGUGAGACGGGCUUUCACCAAAUUAUUGAAACAAUGGGUCGAUCGAUGUGGUCAGACAGCUUCGAUGGGUCGGAUCUACAAAGCUAUGCAGGAAUGUGGUAUGGAGCAUAACUCAUUACGAGAAUGAAAUCAGUAUGGACGAUGAACAGUUUGACUGUUUUGAAGACGACGAACAACACAGUAGGACACAUGUUCGUCAACGACUUUAUAAUAUGUAUCUUAAGUUGUUUUACAAGUAUAACACACAGCCAUUGGCUACGAGUUCUUCUCAUAUGUCAUACAUAAAUGCAGGAUGUGACAACUGUAUAUGGACAUCAAUUUUCUUGCUGCUAACACCCACCGUUCAUACGAAUCGCACUAUCGUACACACGCAUCUGUGUACAAUGAAAGAGAGAGAGAGAUUUGAUAUUGAAAGGAAAUAUUUUCAUAUAUUUUCUGCAUUUUCAAUGCGUUGUCCUUGAUAUAUAGAAAAGGAACUUUUACACGAAUAUACAUUAUGAAAAUAUAAUCUUGAUUCUAAUAGAAUAUGGAAGUGAAUUGCAGUUUUUUUUCAUACCGUAGGUAAGUGUUAAGAUCAACUAAAAUGAGUAUUGAUUCCUUUUUAUUAUGAGAUUAAACUUCAGCUGUUUUCACUGCUGAUAUUAUAAUACUGUAUAACACGAAAUGUUCGUUGUGUAUAAACAUUCGUGGUUUUCGUGGUUGAACCACGAAAAUUAAUACAACGAAUUUAUAUGAUAUACGUGUAUACUGUUGGUUAACAUAGGAUUUCCACGAAAGUUUGUAGCACGGAACCAUCCUAAAGGCUUCAAACGACGAAGGAAAGUACCCACGAACAUUGCGUGUUAUACAGUGAUACCUCUUCCGCAGCAGCAGCAUUCCUUUACACAGCAGUUAGCUGUAAUCUCCGCUGAUAUCAUCAACGUUUUCUGCAACUCUGAUUCACUCGCGCGACCAUAUGUUAUCAAACGUUACAUAUACAUUCGUUUCUAAAUGAUUUCUUCCAAUGUGGUCUACCCAGCAACUCCUAAGAAUGUGUGUCCACUGUAAACGUUGACUGCCACGGUGGCCUUUACAAGCCGUGAUUUCAUAAUAGAGGAAUAUUGGUUGGCAAUAAAACUCACAUGCACUAAGACUUAAUCAAAAGUUGGCAUAAAGAACACUCAUCAAAAUUAUCGACGUAGCAGUAAUUGUUGCUGGCUGACAUCGAUGACGUAAUGUUGACAUCCGUUUCUAAGAGUUAACAAAUGUCAGUCAGAAACCAUUAGAAAAUUUCCAUCUGGAUUUGACUUUACCGCGUAAACGGUCCAUGAUGUCUCUAACAAUGCAACUGAACAAACCGAACAAUUUCCGAUUGAACACAUUCAUAUGUAAUAUUAAGAUAGUACAACUUGCUGUCAAUCUUAAGGUCGAUGCAUUUCAAUACCUAUGGUUAGAACAGGCCGUAUAUCUGAUAACGUGUCAGGGCCAAAUUGUCGGAAGCCUAGUUAGCUUAGGUGAAUACAUCUCUCAUUAAUGCUGGAUUACAAAGAUGACUUUGAAAACACAAACAAGAUGAUAAUAACUUUGAUGAAGCAUUGAACAAUAUUAUCAGAUUAAAUGAGAAAUAGUUCAAAUGAAAUAUUAAGUGUAUAUAAGCUUGUAUCUUAAAUAAAUAAAAAAUGGU
Molecule: messenger RNA, 5090 nt
Organism: Mizuhopecten yessoensis (Yesso scallop)
Lineage: Eukaryota; Metazoa; Mollusca; Bivalvia; Pectinida; Pectinidae
Exons: 12
Coding region: 402-3554 (1050 amino acids)
Biological process (GO): signal transduction
Molecular function (GO): protein binding
Source: RefSeq, a predicted model, not a curated record